Molecule: messenger RNA, 2270 nt
Organism: Magallana angulata
Lineage: Eukaryota; Metazoa; Mollusca; Bivalvia; Ostreida; Ostreidae
Product: dipeptidyl peptidase 1-like
Exons: 8
Coding region: 88-1437 (449 amino acids)
Cellular component (GO): lysosome
Molecular function (GO): cysteine-type endopeptidase activity
Source: RefSeq, a predicted model, not a curated record
UGAUGUAAACUCUGCAGACGAAAUUGCAUGUGACAAGGGGUGACUGUUUACGGCACUUCAGACAAGAGAGGGGGCAAAAAUAGCAAGAUGUUGUUCAUCGUCGGUGCACUCUCGCUUUUUAGUGUUGUUUUUGCAGAUACACCCGCAAAUUGUACAUAUGAAGACAUCCAAGGACGGUGGCUGUUUCAAAUAGGAGACAGGGGGCACGACAAUACUGUUAAUUGUGAUUCGGUUGGAAAAGUGGAAACAAAUGUGUAUUUGACACUGAAAUUUCCUGACCUAGCAACAGAUGAUGAAGGCAACGAAGGGUUCUGGACAUUGAUUUAUAAUCAGGGAUUUGAAGUCAGAAUUGAAGGAAGGAAGUACUUUGCAUUUUCUGCUUAUGAGAAGAAUGGAAAGAAUGUAACAAGUCAUUGUGGGAAAACAAUGCCGGGCUGGACUCAUGAUGUUAUGGACAGAAACUGGGCGUGUUUCCAGGGACAAAAAGUCACACCUGUCCCCCCAAAACACCAUCAAAUGCCAGAACAACAUUCUGUGGAACUUCUUCAACAACUGAAGUUCAGAACUAAUUAUGACUUCAUUGACCAAAUAAAUAAGAAGCAGAGUCUGUGGAAGGCCACAGCCUACAGGGAUAUGGAGGACAUGACUCUGGAGGACCUGGUCAGGAGAGCAGGGGGCAGGAAAUCCAAAAUCAUCGGGAUUCCAAAACCUGCACCAGUUAGUGAAGAAGUAAAGAGAACAGCUGAUAAACUUCCAGAAAUCUUUGAUUGGAGGACAACUGGGUUUGUCUCCCCCGUCAGAAAUCAAGGUGGAUGUGGUAGUUGCUAUGCUUUUUCAGCCAUGGGGAUGAAUGAAGCCCGCUGGAGGUUGCGAACUAACAAUACAGAGCAGCCUGUAUUUUCUCCACAGGACAUUGUGGAAUGUAGUGAAUAUUCUCAAGGCUGUGACGGGGGAUUUCCGUACCUUAUUGGAGGGAAGUAUGCAGAGGACUUUGGAAUUGUGGACGAGAAGUGUAACCCAUACAAAGGAAAAGACGGAAAAUGUUCUACAGACAAAAGCUGUCCUCGUCAGUAUUCAUACAAUUACCAGUAUAUUGGAGGAUUUUAUGGAGGAUGCAAUGAAGAACUGAUGAAGAUAAAUUUGGUGAAGAACGGACCUUUGUCAGUUGCCUUUGAGGUGUACAGUGAUUUCUUCCACUACAAGGGCGGCGUUUAUGUGCACACGGGACUCCAGGAGAAGUUCAACCCCUUCGAGAUCACGAACCAUGCGGUGCUCUUGGUUGGUUAUGGUGUGGAUGCAGCCACUGGUGUCAAGUUCUGGACAGUGAAGAACUCAUGGGGGACACAGUGGGGGGAGGACGGCUACUUCAGGAUCAGGAGGGGUACCGAUGAGUGCUCCAUCGAAAGCAUCGCAGUACAGUCAUUCCCACUCUAUUAAAUACAGUCACUCAGAAAAUAAUUACCUAUAUUCAAAAUAGUUAUGAAUUUUUAAAAAUAAUGUAGACCUUCUGUUCUAGUCAAGGACUGCUACUCAAAGAUUUUUCUCAUUUGAUAUGUACCAGAAAAUAUAUUAGUAUUUAUAAUGUAUAUUUUGCCCUCUUUUUAAUGUGAAAUUGAUAAAAGAUGUAUAUUCUCCUGGGUCAGGAACCCAGUUCUUGUAAACAUUUAAAAAAUCUUGCACUUCCAACCAUUUUAUAAUUAUUCAGGUGUUUUUUAUACAAAAUGCCUUGUGAAUGAAGAGAUACUCAGUAAAGGGAUGUACUUGAGUUUCAUUCUCAGUGUGAUACAUGUAUAAUCAAUACUACUCCCAAAGUUGCAAUUUGUAACCCUCUAAAAGGGUUGUAUAUGUUUGUAUUAUUUACAUUUCAUAACAACUGAUUGAUUCAUGGAGGCUUUUUUUUUACAGUCAUUUAUAUCUUAUUACUGUUAAAAUCAAAAUAUUCAAUACUGUAUUUUUUCGGUGUCUAACAUUCCAUUCCUUAGGUUUGUCUGUUGGAUUGACCACUACCCAUGCCAGUAGAUGUAACAUUGUGAUUGAGAGCUCAGAUGUUUCACGUUUUUUGUUUACAUAUACCGGUAUUAUCUGUAUUUGAUUUUCUAAUGAUUUGCUGUGAUGACAAGAUGCAAUAACUAUGAUAUUGAUGGAAUCAACUUUUAUUUUGAUUCAAGAUUCAAGAUUAGAUAACCACGCAUCUAUUAUUUUGUGAUGACAUUUUUCAGUUCAUUCAUAAAUAUAUGUCUAUUUUUUCCUCCAUUAAAGAAUAAAUUGAU